Paramuricea clavata is the source of this 2356-nucleotide messenger RNA. Lineage: Eukaryota; Metazoa; Cnidaria; Anthozoa; Malacalcyonacea; Plexauridae. The record is from the annotation of a GenBank genome assembly.
AUGGACUCAGUUAUGAUAGCACUGAAGAAAUUGAAGGUAAAUGGUUAGCUGUAAUAUAUUUUAAUUAAUAUGUAAAAUAUAGUUAUAAAAUAUUUAAUGCAUACUAACUAUUAUUUUAUCAGAUCUUUCCUUGCCAGCUCUUGAUGCCAUCAACACCUCUGCCGAAUGGACUCAGUUAUGAUAGCACUGAAGAAAUUGAAGGUAAAUGGUUAGCUGUAAUAUAUUUUAAUAUGUAAAACAUAGUUAUAGAUUAAUGCAUACUAACUAUUAUUUUAUCAGAUCUUUCCUUGCCAGCUCUUGAUGCAUCAACACCUCUGCCAAAUGGACUCAGUUAUGAUAGCACUGAAGAAAUUGAAGGUAAAUGGUUAGCUGUAAUAUAUUUUGAUAUGUAAAAUAUAGUUAUAAAUUAAUGCAUACUAACUAUUAUUUUAUCAGAUCUUACCUUGCCAGCUCUUGACGCAUCAACACCUAUGCCGAAUGGACUCAGUUAUGAUAGCACUGAAGAAAUUGAAGGUAAUUAUGGUUAGCUGUAAUAUAUCUUAACCAAUUGAGUGACAGCACUCUCCACUUGACAAGUAAAAUCGUCUGGCAUAUAUUAGACAAAGUAAAAUACUAAAGUAGGGUGCCUUGCCACUUACAUGGUUAAUAUGUAAAUUAUAGUAUAAAUUAAUGCAUACUAACUUAUUGUUUUAUCAGGUCUUCCUUGCCAUCUCUUGAUGCACUAAUAAAACACCAAAAAAUAAACUAAUAAAACAUCUAUUUACACCAGGUUGUAUUUGGGAACCCAGAAGGCAAAAGGUGUAUUUGGAAAAUUUACCAUAUGAUGACUUUGACAAAGGUAUAGUUAAACUGGUAAACUUGUAGAGUAUACAAAAUGAGAGAUAAUCAACUAACCAUAUACAGUACGGUAGAUUAGAAAACGAUAAUAAACAAAUUUAUUUUGAUGUUGUAGAUCCUCCCCGCCCAUUAGACUGCAACAACACUGUGUCAGCAAAAUCAUCUAGUGUUGACAAAGGUAAGCAACAGUUAUACAUGUUUGGACAAAUGAACUAGAUAACUUAUUAACUCUUAAAAUGCAUUUAAUCCAGGUCCUAAUUUCCCUUCAUUGAUGCCCAGCAGACAAGAGGUGCAUUUGGAAAAUGUGGCAUAUGAUUUUGACACAGGUACAGUUCAAUUAGUACAUUUUGUACCUGCUCCCUUUACCAAUCGGAACCAAAGACCUAUACAUAAUUAACAAUAUUAAAAACCACACUACCACAGAUAAUCAUAAACAAACUUGAUUUUGUAGAUCCUCCUCACCCACUAGAUGUACAUAUUCAUUGCACCGACAAUGCCCAUACAUCUGCAACAACAUCUAGGGUUGAUGAAGGUAUGCUAAUUAUUUAUUUUACUCUGACUACAACGGUUCACCAUGGACAAACACACCAAUUCUCACUUAUGUAUACUAGAUACCAUGCAUUCUCCUGCUCCACAAAGGCAUAAUAACAUCAAUACUCAGACGAAAACCAAAACAACAUCACCCACAAAGAAAUAUCGCACUUUGUUGGCAAGACAACGAAAAAGGGUUCAACGUCUGAGACAAGCCUUAAACAAGAAAAAGAAGAGAGACAUAAGCAGGAAAGCAGCUUUGGAGGUAUUACAAACUGUGCUUCCAGAAAGAAUUGUCAAAUUCAUUGAAGUCCAAAUGCACCUACACACCAGAAAAAACGGGGGGAAACGAUACACACCAGAAAUGAAAUCUUUUGCCAUAUCACUCUACCAUGUGAGUGGUAAGGCAUAUAGACUAGUUUCAAAAUUUUUUAACCUACCUUCAAAAAGCAGUCUUCUGAGAUGGGUAUCUGGGUUACCAAUAUCUCCAGGGAUAUCACAAAAAGCAUUGGAUGCUAUUGAAAGCAAGGUAAAAUGCAUGAGUGAUGCUGGCAAGCUAUGCACAAUUUCCAUGGAUGAAAUAUCCCUGAAAACAUCACUCAUGUAUGACUCCAGAAGAAAUGAGGUUGUUGGUGUCGAAGAUUUUGGAAACGGCCAUCGAACCAAUCGCCUGGCAACAGCUGCUGUCGUAUUCAUGGCCCGUGGUAUAACAUCCAAUUGGAAACAGCCCCUUGGAUACUAUUUAGUCCACGAGUCUUGUCCAAGCAGCAUCCUAAAAACAAAAUUGUUUGAGAUAAUUGGCCAAAUUACAUCGAUUGGUCUCAAAGUACAUGCUAUCAUAUCUGACCUUGGUUCUAAUUUUCAGAAACGUCUAAGGGAAAUGAACAUCACACCAACAGCACCAUGGUUUAUGUACAAUGGCAGAAAGAUUUUCUAUUUGUUCGACCCCCCCGCACCUAAUAAAGGCUGUCAGGAACAACUUGAUUAA